AAGAGGAAAAUUUGGGGAGUGUGAUGUUCUGAACAGGAACUGAUACAACCGUUUUAAAAGGGAGAGGAGGAGAGAGAGAGAUGCUGUGGGAAGCCUGGCUUUAGGCAGAGCAGUUCUGCUGUGAGGACCAAGCCAGACCUUCUGGAGUCCUCGCUGGGACAAGCGCAGAGAACGCCAAGCGAAGUCAGAGAAUGAUUUUUUAGUGAGUUUACCAUGGCUGAGUCAUUAAAGGAAGUGUCCAGCAGCAUGGAAGCUUUGGAAGGCCCAGAGGAGGCAAAGAAGAAAUCCAAGUUUAAAGCCUUUAGGAACUUUUUUGGCAAGAAAAAGAAGAAAGAGCCAGAAGGUGUCCCAGAAGGGAAAGAGCAAAAGCCAAGGUUUUCCAGCGGCAGUCUCAAGUCAGUGGCAGAAGUCCAAAUGAUGGAGCCCAAGCCUAAGAGCAGCAUGGGAGCCAAGGCCAUAUCCCAUGAUAGUGUCUUCUGUUUGGAGCCUGAGCCUGAAGCAUUAGCAAGCAAACUGCACUCUUCUCCAGAUUCCCAGAGAGGCAGAUCACAGAAGAGAUCUCUUAUCUCCAGAUCUCUGUCGAAAGUCACAGAAACUGAUGCCCUUGGAGCUUCGAGUGGAUCUGUGGGCCGCUAUGAACCCAGAAGUGAACUCUGGGUCUCAGAUUUCAAGAUUUCCGAGAUCCCACCUCUGCGCUUACGGAAACUCAGUAUCAGCCCGAAUGUUGUCCGAUCCCAGAAAGUCUCUAGGGACAUCAGAACAGCCUUUUCCGGUGACAAGACACUCAAGAGCUGCAAAAACAACUCUUCAUCACACCAUUCACCAACACCAAGGAAGAGCAUCUCGGAACUGUCUUCAGAUCUAUCACAGUCCUCUCAAAGCAGCACUCAGCAGCCCUUGGGGUUCAGUACCCCAGCCACUUCACAAGGCUGCUUGGAUUCUUCAGCUGCUAAAUACAAGAUAGCUUUAAGCCCCCGGAAACUGAAGAGGAAGAAGACAAUUUCCUUGUCUGCCAAAGAAAAGCAGGAAGAGCAGUAUCCUUUGCUGGGGAUUAAAGAAAAGGGUAUAACCAAGCCGAAACAAGCAGACCAAAUGGAGCAGAAGAAGGACAACACAGGGCCCUCAAGCCAGGAGCAGAGCUACAAAACUGAAGCUCAGGAUAAGAAUACAAGAGAGCAGACUCUAAGUACCGAUGGUGCCUCAAGUACAGGAUACUCGACUUCAGGAUCCCAACCAAGAAGACGUAGAAGAAGGGCCAAAAGUGAGUGGGGGCUCAUCGACAGAAGCCUUGCACAAUACCCUCAAGAGAGUGACCAGGACAGUAAAACUGAUUCCUCGCCUAAUGAAGAGGUGGUCAGCAGGGACCACUCUUUCUUGAAGCUCUUCCUGGAGAAGCAUACCACAACUGCAGAAGUGCAACUUACUACUCCUCAGGAGAUGUCUACAGAUAAAAGGAAUGUGAAGGGGGAAAUGGCUGCCAUAAAUGUUGAAGUCCAAAGAACAGCAGCACCACAACCUACACCUACAAAUGUGGCCGAGUCCACGGUUGAUGGUCCACCACCCAGCCAUGAAGAAGGCUCUUCUGAAGGCAAGAAGAACAGGGAUAGAGCUGCUUUGUUGUCGCGGCUAAAUAAAUCUUCUACAAGCCAAGAAGAGGCCACUGUCUCGAGGAAAAUAGAGGUCCAGGCAUGUGUACAUCAUUCUCAAGUCCGUGGAGAAAAGGAAGAAGCAUCCAGCCUUGGUUUGCAAAGGUUUCAACCCAAAAUGGAAAGCACAGCUUACCACAGAGAGAGGUAUGCCAGAGGUUCUCUUCAGGCUUUUUCAGCAAGUGUUUCAAGCGCUAACGCAGAAGAUGACGUUCCUACACAGAGAUUGCCUCUUCCUUUCAGAAGGUGGCCAACUGAAAGGGAAAUCUCCUCUGAUACAAAGAGUUCUUCAGAGUAUGAGAGUAGUUCUGAAGUGCAACCGGGUCCCACACAUUCUUUUCAGCUCUCAUGGAACCCUCAAGAUGAUGAUGAUGUCUUCCUCAAAUCAGAACAUGUAGGUGCAGAACUGAGCAAGGUGGAGCGGCAGCCCCCUCUUGGCUAUUGCUCCCAGUCAUUUGGAAAACCCAAAGCUAGAGAAGUCUCCUUAGACCUAGAAAGUUCAGAAGAUCAGAGAAGCUGUGAGGAGAUGACAUCUGCCCACUCUUCCCAGUCCUUGGGGGAGUUUGAAGAAUGCUCAGAAUCAAGAAGUUUUAUCAUAGAUUCCAUCUCUCAAGAGCAGUUGGCUCCCAGGAGACAUUCCCAGGCCUUGCAGGGGUCUGAAGAAAAGGAAGUCUCCACAGAGUCAAGUAGUUACGUUGAGAAGUACCACAGUUCUGAGGAUCUUAGCAGCACGGAGGAAGAGCAGCCUCCUGAAUGUUCCAAACAGACCCGGGGUCAGUUCAGAGACCAGCAAGAAGUGCCUCCAGUUUCAAAGAGUGCUCCAAAAGAGUUGAGUGUUUCUGCCAAGCCGCUGCGCCCCAUGCACACAUCUCUACCUAUUGUGAGCCCUAUUAUUCAGCAGCAAACCCCCAUUUCAAUGAACAUUUCUGUAGGACAGAACAGAUCUGUGGCACCGCUGCCUCUCAGCCACACUGUCAAGCGGUGGGUGAGCCCUCAGUCAGAGCAUCAAAUGUUUGCAGGUCCAGAUAGAAAGGCUUUGAUGCACCCAGUGGGGUACAAUGUUGAGCAAAAUGUACCUUCGAGUACAGACAUUUCGACCAUGGAAGAGGUGGCUUCUGUGGAGGCUCUGGUUCUCAGACACCAUUCUCAGCCCCCAAUCAGACCAGUACUUGAGAAAGAUGUUUCUGCAGGCCCAGAGCUUGCUGUUUUUAAAGAUCGUAUUGCUUCACAGCCUCCCAGAUACUCUUCCCAGCCCUUGGUGAGAUCAAACACCAAGAAGGAAAUACCACUGGGUGCAGAAAGUGCUGCAUUUGAGGGAAGCCGUUUUGUGGAGCCCCUGACUCCUCAGCAUCAUUCUCAGCCCCUGGUGAAACCCUUCAUCCAGCACCAGGCUUCUGCUUUUGAAAGAGGUGUUCCUAUUGAUCCAAGGCUUCAGGCACACCCUUUCCAGCCAUGGACAAAGUCUCAAGGGAAGCGAUCAUUUUCAACUCCAGAGAGCACAGCUUUUGAAGGGAACCCUUCUACGGAGCAUGGGCGUCCUACCCUUUCCCAGCCUGUGCAGCAGCCUUAUCAAAAUGUGCCUUUAGAAUCUGAAGCUGUUGCUGCAAAGAUAAUUUCAAUGGGCCCACUGCACACCAAAUAUUCUGCUCAGUCUUUACCACCAAAUCCUCAAAGUCAUCCAGCCUCAGAAAAUACCUCUGUAGAAGGUGCCACUUUGGUGGAGCUACUGCCUCCUCAGCCUUCAGUAAAGCCCAAAUUCCAGCCACAGAUGACCCGAGAUCCAGUGAGUGCUUCCACUCAGUGGGGCAGCCCUAUGGAGCCAGUAUCUGUUCAACGUAUCUUCCAAACACAGGCUAGCCCCAAAUUUAAGCAAGUGCCUACAGGUCUAGAUAGCCCUGAAGCCCAAGGGGGCAUCUCUAUGCAGCCAGGUUCCCCCAGAUGCCCUUCCCAGUCAUGGUUGACUCCUACCUUUGAGCAAGUAUCUGUACCCCCUGGCAAUGUUCCUUCUGCAUGGUCCAUUCAUAGUUAUCCAACAGCUCCCAGAAUGCCUUCUCAGCCCUUGAUGGGAUCAGUAGGCCAACAACCAGUUUCCUCAGGAUCCAUGACCACAUCUGUACAGCAGAUCAGCACUGUAGAGCCAAUGUCUUCUAGACACCCUUUGCAGCCAUGGCCGACUUCUUCAUUUGAACAAGUCACUGUGCCCUCAGACAGUGCUGCAGCGACAGCCUGGGGCAUUCCUGUUGAUCCACCAGCUACCAGAAUGCUCUCUCAGCCCUUGAUGGGGUCAGUAGUCAAACAACCAGUCCCCACUGAGUUAGUGAGCAUUUCUGCACCACAGAGCAGCUCCGUGGAGCUAAUUCCUUCUAGAUUCCCUUUCCAGCCAAGAGUAGAUCCAGAGAGUUAUACAGCAGAGGAGGGAGUUUCUGUAAUGAUGAGGCCUAGAAGACGUCAUUCUCAGCCCCCAAUAAGCACAGAAUUCAAGGAAGAAGUUUCCUCAGAUUCAGUGAGAACUUCUGGAGAAUGGGGCAUUCCUAUCAAGCCAAUGCCUUCCAAUUUUGCUACUCAGCCAUGGCUGGGCCCUGCAUUUGAGCAACAAACCUCAAAUCUAGAAGGUUUUGCCAAAGAGGGGGAUGUUUCUAAGGAAGCAUGGCUUUCCAGAAAUCCUUCCCAAGUCAUUAUCAAACAUCAAGUCCAGAAAACCCCCUCAAGUUUUGAGAGUACCUCUGUUGAGGGAGGCACUCCUUGGAAGUCAUUGUCUCUCAAAGGUCCCACCUCAUUCUUAAUGAGACCUAAAAUUCAGGAAAUGUCCUCCAGCCUAGAGAGUGUUACUGCUCAAGACAGCUCUAAGAAACCACAGGACAGCAGCUCGCCUUCCCAGUCGUUUGUGAAGUUUAUGGCAGAGCAAAUCUUUUCAGGGACCACUGCUAGUGAGACGGACAGUUAUACGAAGCCUAUGCUUCAGAGCCGAAGCCGUCCUUCCAGAUCCUUGUUGAAGCCUAAACUCGAGGAGCAAACUUUCCUAUAUAACUGGGAUGAUGAACCCAAGGAAGACACCGCUUUGAAGGCUCUGCCCAUGAAGCAGCCUUCACAGUCACUCAGAAGGCCUGAAGAGUCACAGGAAAUUCUGUCAUAUUCUGAGGGUGCCCCUGCGAAGUGGAGCAGUUCUGCGGUGGAUGUCUCUCAGCCCCUCGGAAAGCUUGAGUAUGGCCGGAAAGUCUCAGUUUCGGUCAGUUUUCCCAAAGAGUGGGUGAGGUCUGAAGAACAGCUGCCUUCCACACAGCCUUCUCAGGCCUUCAAUGUAGCUGGGCUGCAGCCACCGAUUUUAUCAACAGGCUCUGCAAAUGUUCCUGUGGACUGGAGCUAUCCCGAGGGGCAUUGGGCUCCCGGUCAGCCUACUCAGGCUUUCUUGAUCACUGACUAUCAGCAACAAGUUUAUUUAAGCUCUGCUAAUGCUGCUGCCGAAGGGACCAUUUCUCAAAAUACUGGCAGCUGGUCUUGCCCAGAUUCUCCAAAGAAAACCACGAAAUACACACAAGGCUAUGGGGACCUCAUUCCAAGCACCCCAACUUCUGUUACCAAACCUGGAAAGCUCACUACUGGUCCCGCCCAGAAAUCAUUCGUUUCCACAGGCACUUACUCCAAGGAGGAAAUUCCUCAGGGUCCUGAUGGAAACGAGAGCCCUUCGAUCAUAUCCACCAGCAAGGCUGAUGUCGAAAAUGUUUUUGGAGUGCGACUUCGAAGAAUUUCACAGAAGAGUGGGACUGAGAAUCUAGAUCCUUGUACGCCGGUUGUCCCAGCAAGCAAAGAAUGGAUGGACAAAGGAGCUCCCCAGGGCUUCAGUGGAAGCCUAGGGAAUUUCAGCCAAAUACUUAGCUUUGCAGAAAAACAAGGGAGCAGGCCCAGAUAUGAAGGCCCUUUCAAGAAGCCAGCAGUUUACAGGCCUCCAGGAAAGACCUCUAAUUGGAAGGCAGAUUACACUACAGAACCAGCUUGGAUCAAUGUGGCGAAACAGAGGCAAAAGGGCUUUGUAUCACGCUUUCUCAAAAAAACAAAGGCCAGAGCUGAAGCUAGGGCUGAGACCAAGGAACCAAGAUAUGAGUCAAAUUAUGAGCCAGACUUGGAAAUUCCAGUAAAGGAACAUGAACCCAUAGCUGAUACCCCGUCAAGAACGACUUUUUCUUCCACUGUUCCCAGACAGGAGAUGUCAAAGCUGUAUAAGUCUACAAAAACAGUUGCAUUUGAUGCUCAGAACUUGCCUCAUCCAUACAUCAGUGAAAGAGAAACCAGACGCUCUUCAAGUCUGCCACCCAAAUUUUCGCCACCUGAGGAGCCUGUGUGGUUCGCAAUGGCCAAGAAGAAAUCUCAAGCAUGGAGCCAAAUGUCAGAGAUCAUGAAAUAAAUAGCUCCUGGACGGAGCAUCAGCAUUUUCAGUAAUAAUUGCCAGUAGCUGUGGUAAUUUCAUAUAACAUUUUUACUAGGGCUAGUUUUUAUUUAGAAAAAUAACAUUAGAAAUAGAAAUUAACAUUUUAAUUAUUUGAAUGAAAUAAAUGCUACUAAUGUCUAACCUUCAGUAAGUCACUACCAAUAUCCCCAAACCCAGCAUGUUCUCCAGAAAAGUUAUGCUAUAGAAAUGCAAAACAUUGUGCCUUAGAAGAAAGAAAAUAACCGUAUUUUGCUCCAGCAACUAAAAGAUUGCCAUUUCUUUCAACCAAAUAAUUUCAAUGGAAAGAUUCAGGUAAUUUAGCCCAGGGAAUGGAUGUACUUUCAACCAAGAAGAUGGCAAGACCACUAGUUAGACUGUGUCUGGGUCCUCUGGAGAGUGUCCUUCCUCUCUGGCUCCAGGCUUAAGGCAAAGAACUCUGGGUAACUCAGCAUCUUAGUUACUUUUCCUAGUGCUGUAAUAAAUUCUCUGAUAAGAUCAACCUAAAGGAGAAAGGGCUUAUUUUGACUUAGAGUUCAAGUGUGCAGCCCAUCAUAGCAGGGAAUUCUCAGCAGCAGGAACUUGAGGAAGUUGGUCACAUUGCUUUUCCAGUCAAGAUAUGGAAAGUAGUGAAUUACUGUGUUCAAUUCACUUUCUGGAAUGUAUAUAUAUAUUCCAGGAUCCAAAGCCUAUGGAAUGGUGUCACCUAUGGCAAGUGGGUUUUCCCCACCUUAAUUAACUUUUCCAUGUUCAAUUUCUCCACAUUUAUUAUAUCUCUCAAGUUUAGCAAACAUUAUGAGAGAUCUACAUUUAGAUGCCUUAACAGUAAACCUAACUCCAAAGGACAUCCUAAUUCCAAAGGACAUCUACUUUUGUCACAUUGUGCUUGCUUUGCUUAAACAGACAUGCAGCUUUGAACAUCUAUGUUGGAUGCUUCCCCAUUCAAAACCAAGUUUAGAGAGGCAAUGAGAUUCUAUAGCUAACUUAAAUAAUUGGUGCUGGGUUUUGCUGAUGAUGGUAAAAUGACAUACAUGCUCUACAACAUCAUGCUGGAUUUUUCAUUUAAUCUAUAAGACAUCUCCUUAUUUUGAUCCUCUAGUUUUGCCCUUUUGAUAAUGUUAAGUUUUUGAUUGACUGGAUUUCAUUCCAUUUAUAUUCCUAUAGUGAAUAGUUUAUUUAAGCCAAUGCCUUUAACAUAGGUAAUCCUGGUAUAUUAGCUCUAACACUUCCCUUCCCCAUUUUUGCCUAUACCUUCAUUACAUCAUCCUCACUGUGAGAACUCCCCCUUAAUGAUAUCUCUCCAAGUACUAACAGACCUCAGUUUUUAAUCAUGAGCUUAAGUUUUUUCAGUGCCUAGAAAUGUAUUAUGAUAAGUUUACUUGUUUCUUUUAGCUUUCUUGUUUUUUUUUUAUUAAUGCUAAGCAAAUAAAUUCAAUAAAGCUUGUUCUGUAGUCCA
Peromyscus eremicus (cactus mouse) is the source of this 7522-nucleotide messenger RNA. RefSeq names its product KIAA1210 ortholog. The transcript has 12 exons. The record is from RefSeq and is a predicted model, not a curated record. Bases 214 to 6045 code for a protein of 1943 amino acids. NCBI's taxonomy places the organism in Eukaryota, Metazoa, Chordata, Mammalia, Rodentia, Cricetidae.